Molecule: messenger RNA, 1158 nt
Organism: Alternaria infectoria
Lineage: Eukaryota; Fungi; Ascomycota; Dothideomycetes; Pleosporales; Pleosporaceae
Exons: 2
Coding region: 1-1158 (385 amino acids)
Cellular component (GO): nucleus
Molecular function (GO): DNA binding
Source: RefSeq, a predicted model, not a curated record
AUGUUCGGCGUAGAGCGAAGUACCGUUUCGAAAGUGUUGCGCCAGAAGGAGAAAUACUUGUACCAGGACGAUGGUAGCCGAUCACCCAUAAAAAGGUCGAAAGGCAAAUUCCCGGAUAUCGAACGUGCCUUGUCGAAUUGGGCACGAAACCAUCAGAAACAGGGAGCACAGCUGUCAGAUGCUCAGAUCCGAGAGAAGGCCCGCUUCUUCGCUCAGACCGUCGGCAACUCGGAGAGCCACCUCAAGGUAAAUAGUGCGAGCUGGUUGGAAAAGUUCAAGCAAAAGAAUCACCUCAGUGGUGCAAGGUCACGAAAGACUUCGAUAGCAGAAGAGUCGGAGGGGACUUCGAAUCCGCCAUCCAAUGUGCAUACCCCGGGGGCCAUCUCGCCUACCUCACCUGGUGGGAUAUCUCCAGCGACAACGACCAUGACAGCGAAGAAGAGUCAGGAAAAUCUCAAGACAGAAAGCCCAGACACAUACGACUUUUCGAACCAUCGCCGACCCUUCCACUCACAGAGCAGUACGUCUUUGUCAAGCGUCUUCACGGAUACAGCCACAAGCCCCACGUCGCUUUCUUCGCCUUUCUUCACGCCUGAUUCAGCAUGCGGCCCGAGUCCAUUCAUGGGAAGCCGCCAGCCUGCGAAUGGACAGCCAGGGAACAACAACUUCCAAAGGCCCCGAAGCCAAACCUUCCCCAUGCUUGUUGGUGUUGAGCAGUACAUGUCACCACCUGGCUCAUCUGAUGAUAUCACUCCCAAGUACGUCAGUAGCGGUGCACUUGAUUCGCCCAUGACCGAGAUGCCUGGUACACUGCCAGUCAUUGAGGAAGGAAUGUCGCUUUCACCUACCCAGAUGCCCAAUUCGAUGCAGCCCCCUCCUCUCCCAGGUUCCAUCGACGACAAAGGCUCAUCAGCCGACUCCUCGCCCAUCACACCGUCCCAAGAAGAAGCUGCACGCGCUCUCGAGCUCGUCAUGACCUUCUUCCAGUCACAGAACGCCGGUUUCGUCGUGGAGCCCCAGGAGUAUGUCACCAUUGGCAAGCUGAUGGAGAAGCUACGAAUCAAGCGCAGCUCCGAGAGCCUUCCUUCCGAGAUGCGACGUGUGUCAGAGCCCAACUUCACAACGGCCAAGCUCGAAAGCGUCGACGCGAUCCAUUAG